AAAAAUGCCAGCAAACAAUCAGGGGAUGGUCUCAUCGACCCACUUUUAAGUUUUAAAUUAUCAAUAGCAUAUUUAAAUUGUAUACUUGAAGUAGGUGCACAAGUUUAAGAGCUACAAAUGAAUUUCUCCAUUUAAAUAUGACCGUCAAUAAGUGACAAUUAUGUUCCCCGAGUAAUGGAGUAUUUUUGUUACCUUUUCCCUAAAUUAAAUUUCUAGUUUUUUGUUCUGUGCUCUAUCCUUUUUUCCUCCAUUUCCACCACAAUUUUUCUGCUACCAGAAAGAGCUAUAAAUACUAACAACUUAGUAGUAGCAAAAAGGCGGAGUGAAUUCCAUCCAUGGUUUCUCUCUGGCUAGCUAUUGCAUUAAUUGUCCUGUUUUUUCUUCUUCAAGAAUUAAUGCGAAAAAAGAAGAAACUUCCACCAGGGCCAAGAGGGCUUCCAAUUCUUGGAAAUCUACACAUGAUAAGCGAUAAUCUUCACCAAGAUCUUUAUAAAAUAGCCAAGAAAUAUGGCCCCAUAAUGACUAUUCGCUUUGGUCUUGUUCCUGUCAUUGUUGCUUCCUCUCCUCAUGCUGCAGAACAGUUCUUGAAAAACCAUGAUUCGAUUUUUGCCAGCAGACCGUACAAUGAAGUUUCUCAGUACAUCUUUUAUGAACGGAGGAAUCUUGUCUCAGCCAAAUACGGACCAUAUUGGAGAAACAUGCGCAAAUUGUGCACUUUGCAUUUGCUAAGCAACGCCAAGAUCCAUCAAUUUCAGCCUAUGAGGAAACAAGAAGUUGGAAUUCUUGCGAAUUUCCUCAAACAGGCGGCAUCUGAAGGCACUGUGAUUGAUCUAAGUGCUAAAGUUGCAUCUCUUAGUGCAAACAUGUCUUGUCUGAUGAUAUUCGGGAAGAAGUACAUGGAUGAGGAUCUUGGCGAAAAGGGCUUCAAAGCUUUAAUUCAAGAUAUACUACACAUAGCAGCAUUGCCAAAUAUUGCGGAAUUCUUUCCAUUCCUUCGUGUGCUUGAUCUCCAAAGAUUCACUCAUCGUAUGAAGGAAUUAGCUCAGCUUUUUGAUGGGUUCUUGGAGAGGGUUGUCGAUGAACAUGUUAUUCAAUCCACUGAGCAGCAGAAGCAAGCCACAGAUAUGGUUGAUACACUGAUGGGCAUUAUGCAAUCUAAAGAAGCUGUAUUCGAGUUUGAUCGGCGACAUGUCAAGGCUGUUUUGCUGGACUUGCUAAUAGCAUCUACAGAUACUUCAUCAACAACAAUUGAAUGGAUUCUAACAGAACUUUUAAGGCACCCUGAUGUGAUGAAAAAACUCCAGAGUGAAUUGGAACAAGUAGUUAGUAAAAACAGGAUGGUAGAAGAAUCAGACUUAGAAAACCUACAAUAUUUGAAUAUGGUCAUAAAAGAAGGUUGUAGGCUUCAUCCAGUUGCUCCAUUAUUGAUUCCUCAUGAGUCUAUUGAAGAUUGCACGGUUGAUGGUUUUCAUAUACCUAAAGGAUCCCGCCUUUUGGUUAAUGUUUGGGCAAUAGGGAGAGAUUCAGAUACUUGGCUUGAGCCAGAAAAGUUCAAACCGGAGAGAUUUCAAGGAAGCAACAUUGAUCUCAGAGGACAAAAUUAUGAACUUUUACCAUUUGGCUCGGGCAGAAGAGGCUGUCCUGGUUUGCAAUUAGGGCUCACCAUCGUUCGUUUGGUGGUCGGACAAUUGGUUCACUGCUUUGAUUGGAAGCUACCAAAUGACAUGCUGCCAGAAAAUAUUGACAUGACUGAAAAAUUUGGAUUAGUAACAGCUAGAGCUCAGCAUCUAAUGGCAAUUCCUACUUAUCGACUGCAUAUGAAGUAAAAUGCAAAUGUUGAAAUAAGUCAAAGAUUUGCACUGCCUUUGAUUUGAAUAUGAAAGUAGAAAAGGGGGUGGUCAAUUGAAUUGUAGCCUUUUUAGUAGUCGAAGCACUGAAGAGGUAGUCCACUAAAGUAGAUAGUAAAGCAGAAGUAAAUAGCUUGGUGAAAAGUAAACUACAAGAAUUAUAAAUGACAGACAUAAUUUAUACUGAUUUGGAUUCAAUGUAAUGUUCUAAUCAAGUCUCCUUAAAUUACAAAAAGUUAUAUCGGA
Messenger RNA from Nicotiana attenuata, 2093 nucleotides. Its product is annotated as cytochrome P450 CYP736A12-like. Gene Ontology annotation, molecular function: iron ion binding; heme binding; monooxygenase activity. The record is from RefSeq and is a predicted model, not a curated record. The transcript is spliced from 2 exons. Bases 336 to 1826 code for a protein of 496 amino acids. NCBI's taxonomy places the organism in Eukaryota, Viridiplantae, Streptophyta, Magnoliopsida, Solanales, Solanaceae.